AUGUCCCGACCACUUGAAAUUGUUGCUAUCGUACAGCCAAAGCCCGGAAAAGUAGAAAGAGUCCAAGAGCUUCUGACUGAAGCGGCAAAAAUCGUAAAGGAAACUGAACCAGGAGUCCUUCGAUACCACCUCCACCGCGAAAUCAAAGGCACAACACCGAGAUUCGUCAUGCUGGAGAAAUACGAAAACCAAGCCGCACUAGACACUCACGUAAAAAGUGACAUUGGCGUUCGAUUAGGCAAGACGUUUAAAGAGGAAGAUUUGGUCGAGAGCCCGAUGAAGGUUAUUUUUGUGAAGAGCGUUGGGGGGUAUGCUAGCAAGUUGUAG
Bipolaris oryzae ATCC 44560 is the source of this 327-nucleotide messenger RNA. RefSeq lists its product as uncharacterized. The transcript is spliced from 3 exons. The record is from RefSeq and is a predicted model, not a curated record. The coding region runs from base 1 to 327 and encodes 108 amino acids. NCBI's taxonomy places the organism in Eukaryota, Fungi, Ascomycota, Dothideomycetes, Pleosporales, Pleosporaceae.